Molecule: messenger RNA, 367 nt
Organism: Staurois parvus
Lineage: Eukaryota; Metazoa; Chordata; Amphibia; Anura; Ranidae
Source: the annotation of a GenBank genome assembly
UGUCUGCCAUCGGGCAGAUUUCCCUUCAAUUCUUGUCCCAUAGCUAAAACAGGAAAUGAGAGUAAAAGUGAGAGAAUCCUUGCUUGUCACCAGGAUCACCAGAAAUAACGUCCCCAUUGGAAGAUAUCCGCUCUAUCCCUUUUCUGGUGACAGCCCGAAAUUUGGGAUUUGCUUAACUCCUACCCAGGGGAGGACUGACAUCUCAUGGGGCCCCCAGGCAAUAAGGGAUCAUGGGGCCCCUGUGUCCUUGCCCAAACUCAAAAAAGCCUAUGAAAAAGGUACCAGGGGCAUCUCAUGGUGCCCCCUACUGACCCCCGGCCCUUGGGCAGUGCCCGAGUUUCCAAAUGGUCAGUCCGCCCCUGGUUGC